GGUGCAUCGGCUUAUUCGGUGGGUACUCCUGCCAUUCGAACGGAACUCUGAUUGAAUAUGGUGGAAAGACCCCUCUGCUUUAGUCUAUCCCACCGGACCACAAAUAGUCUGGAACGAUAGAUGGCCCCCAUGGGGAUAAAGUCGGGAAAUUUAGCCAGUUCGACUUGCAAACUUGGGGAAUUUUCCUGGAACAUCAUUGAUAUAUAAAAUGCGCAUCCCCGGGUGAAAAGAUUGACGCGUCCAGCCCUUUUAUAAUUGAUAUCCUCCGUUUGAGAUUUGGGAGCUUGAAGUUUUUGUAUCCGGAUACACUACCAGCGAUUCAAUAUGGUUGCGCCACUUCCCGGGGAAACAGCCAUAUCGGCCAAGCGCGCCGAACUCGCGGGAAAGGGUGGAAUAUUGGGUCUCCUGAGUAACAAGAAAACCUCUGCAAUUGGAUUAUUCGCCUCUCUGGGUGGUUUGGUAUAUGGAUACAACCAGGGAAUGUUCGCGCAGGUCUUGACCAUGAACUCAUUCCAGAAAGCCACGCAAGGAUACGCCGCAACUACGAGUAUCCAGCAGGGCAUGUUGACCUCCAUUCUCGAGCUCGGUGCUUGGGUCGGCACUCUGUUCAAUGGUUACCUCGCCGAUGCCGCCGGUCGUCGACUCACAGUCCUGAUUGCAGUCGUCGUUUUCUGCGUCGGUGUGAUCGUUCAAGCAUGUACUCAGAAUAAGGACUAUGUAUUUGCGGGUCGAUUCGUGACCGGUCUAGGCGUGGGUAGUUUGAGUAUGGUUGUGCCGCUGUAUAAUGCAGAGCUGGCUCCUCCUGAGAUCCGUGGAUCGCUGGUUGCUGUGCAGCAAUUGGCAAUUACGUUUGGCAUCAUGGUCAGCUUCUGGAUCGGCUAUGGAACAAACUACAUUGGCGGCACGGGCGACUCCCAAUCCAACGCGGCAUGGUUAAUCCCCAUCUGCAUCCAGAUCCUGCCCGCGAUAACCUUGGCAGCCGGUAUGAUGUUAUUUAUGCCACAGUCACCACGCCAUCUAAUGAACACCGGCCGGGAUGAAGAGUGUCUGCAAACGCUGGCACGUCUGCGCGGUACCUCUACUGACGACCUGCUCGUUCGAAUCGAGUACUUGGAAAUGAAAAGUCUGCACCUCUUUGAAAAAGAGACUGCCGCUGAAAAGUAUCCCCAGUGGCAGGAUGGAUCGUUUAAGAGUCGUUUCCAGAUCGGGUUGCAUGAUUAUAUGUCGCUUAUUACAAAUCCCUCUCUGUUCAAGCGGACUACCGUUGCUUGCAUGAUCAUGGUCUUCCAGCAGUGGAACGGCAUCAACGCGAUUAACUACUACGCACCCUUCAUCUUCGAAGAUAUGGAACUUCCAGGCAACACGACCACCCUGCUGGCCACCGGCGUCGUAGGCAUCGUCGAAUUUCUCUUCACCAUCCCGGCCGUGUUAUGGGUCGAUCAAAUUGGGCGCAAGAAAAUUCUCAUCGCCGGUGCUGCUGGCAUGGCUAUCUGCCACUUCAUCGUGGCAGGUAUCAUCGGCGCUUAUCAGCAUGACUUUGGGGAACACCGUGCAGCGGGGUGGACUGUCAUUGUGUUUGUCUGGAUUUUCGUCAUAAAUUUUGCGUAUUCGUGGGGUCCCGUCGCAUGGAUUGUCACUUCGGAAGUCUUCCCGCUCAGUAUGCGCGCCAAGGGUGUUAGUAUCGGAGGAAGCAGCAACUGGCUAAACAAUUUUGCCGUCGCGACCGCCACAUCCCCCUUCCUUAACAAGAGCGCCCUCGGUGCAUUCAUCUUCUUCGGCUGUGUGACCACCAUCGCCAUCGUAUAUGUGAUCUUCUUCGUCCCAGAGACUCGGGGUCGCACUCUGGAGGAAAUGGACGAACUCUUUGGGACAUCCGGUAUGGCUGCUGCCGACGCCGCUCGCAAGACCCGCAUUGAGAGAGAGAUUGGACUUUUGGCGCUGGUCGGCGUUGAGGGUCCUGAGAAUGAUGAGAAGAAAAUCGAGGAGGUUUCGCAUAGCGAAGAGUAUGUUCGUGAAGAUGAUGAGGCGAAGCGCUUGUAGGCAAUUUUCCUGUCAUUUGGAAUAUUCGCUGUGGUCGAGACCUAGUAUGGACUCGGCGUCGAAACGAACAACUGGUUUGCGCUGGAUUUGGAUGCAAGGAGGCAGCUCGUUUUGACUCGAGUUGAUGUACAGUGUGGACCGUUAUUGCCUUCCAUGUCGGGAAACAUAAGUAUGCUCUUUCAGACCCAAUCAUAGAAUACGCUAAACCCAAUACGAUUUGAGCGCAAAUUCUCCGAAUCCCUUGAGUGCCGGUGUUGUUCGCCUAUUGGGACCUAGGGUCUUUCAAAAUUCACAAAGGAAAUCUGAAAAU
This is a messenger RNA of Penicillium brasilianum, 2350 nucleotides long. The record is from the annotation of a GenBank genome assembly. NCBI's taxonomy places the organism in Eukaryota, Fungi, Ascomycota, Eurotiomycetes, Eurotiales, Aspergillaceae.